UUUUUUUUUUUUUUUUUUUUUUUUUGUAUACCUCAAAUCAAAUUAUUUGUUUUGCCUGUAGUUUUUGUACCUCUUUAUUGCACUAUGACAGUUGAAGCUCCAUGUGCAUUUCCUCUAGACUGCUGAUACUAUAUCAUGCUAUGAUUUAACCUAAAUGUUGUUUCUUCUCUUCUGUAGUUAAUCUUUUUUGAGAUCAGCCAACCAGUCAUCAUGUGGAUUUGUCUAGCUUGUCUAAAAUACCCUAUUUGUCUGAUUAUGAGUUUUCAACUUUCUCCUCUCCAACUUUUCUUUAAACUGCUGUAAUAUCUUGAUACUCUGAAGUUCAUUUUUGGUAUGUUUUAUGUGUCCUUCUUUCUAAUUUCUUUACAUUGAUUUUUUUAGUGGUUUCAAUCUGCAUGACUGUGUUUUAUACACAGGCAGUCUGACAAGGGUGAUACACGAGGUAGGAUAGGUAUUUAAAAAAGCACUUCUGCAACAGUUGAUUUCAGUCAAAAAUGUUGAGACAAGUAAAAAGGCUUGCUUAUGUAUUACUCAUACUGUAAAAAUGGAAGGAAGAAGAUGAAGUGUGACAUAACAGACUUCAGAAUGGGCUGAAAUGUAGGAAAAGCUUGUGAAAAGCGUUCCUCUCGAAGGCCAUACUGAAGCUGUUUGUGCUGUGGAUGCUGUCUACCAGUCAGAUGAACCUGAUUUAAAUCUGUUAAUAGCUUCUGCAGCAUCUGACUCUACUGUGAGGAUUUGGUCUCGACAUGAUUCAGAAAUUAAAUGCAUUGAAGUUCUGCAGUUUGGAAAUGGAUUUGUUAUGGAUGUUUCCUUAUCCUUCUUGCCUGGCAGCAGUGUACCAGUACUGGCUUGUGGUGGUGAUGACUGCAAAAUAAACUUGUUUAUACAGCAGAAUGGUCAGUUUCAGAAAACAGUAAUACUCCCUGGCCAUGAAGAUUGGAUAAGAGGCGUUGAAUGGGCGAUCUGUGGUGAUGAUCUGUUCUUAGCAAGCUGUGCUCAGGAUUGUUUGAUAAGAAUUUGGAAAGUGUGUACAAAAUCAAAGCAGUGUUCAGAAAUUGAGGAUGAUUCUAUCAGACUGAAAGAGAAUGUUUUUACUGUUAAAGAUACUGAUACAACAUAUGGAAUUACUUUGGAGUCUGUGCUGGCUGGCCAUGAAAACUGGGUGUAUGCAGUCCACUGGCAGCCUUCCUUUUCCAAAGCAGGUGGCAGCAUGCAACAACCAAUGAGGAUAUUGUCUGCAUCAAUGGACAAAACUGUGAUCAUCUGGGAACCUGAUAAAGAGUCUGGAGUUUGGCUAGAACAGGUGCGGGUAGGUGAAGUGGGUGGCAAUACCCUUGGAUUUUUUGACUGCCAGUUUAGUCCAGAUGGUUCAAUGAUCAUUGCUCAUGCUUUUCAUGGAGCAUUCCACCUUUGGAAACAGGCUUCAGUUAAUAAGAAAGAAUGGACUCCAGAAGUUGUGAUUUCAGGACAUUUUAACAGUGUUGAGGAUGUACAGUGGGACCCAGAAGGAGAAUUUAUCAUUAGCGUUGGUUCAGAUCAAACUACUAGACUAUUUGCUCCAUGGAAAAGAAAACAUGAGACACAGGUAACCUGGCAUGAAAUAGCCCGGCCUCAAGUACAUGGGUAUGACAUGCGUUGUCUGGCAAUGGUUGGCCGCUUUCAGUUUGUGUCAGGAGCAGAUGAAAAAGUGCUUCGAGUUUUUUGUGCUCCCAAGAAUUUUAUAGAAAAUUUCAGUAACAUCACUGGUAUUCCAAUGGAGAAGCUGUGUUCCCAUCAAUCUUCUGACCUUCCAGAAGGUGCAACUGUACCAGCAUUGGGUUUAUCCAAUAAGGCUGUUUUUGAAGGAGAUAUAUCUGCUCAAGUAGCUGAGGAUGAAGAAACGUUUAAUACUAUUUCUAAUCAGUAUCCUGAGGCAUAUUUUCAACCCCUGAUCCUUACAGAACCUCCUCAAGAGGAUCACUUGCUGCAGAAUACAUUGUGGCCUGAAAUUCAGAAGUUGUAUGGACAUGGAUAUGAAAUUUUUUGUGUUGCUUGCAAUAAUUCAAACACUGUAAUUGCCUCAGCGUGUAAGGCUUCCAAAAAAGAACAUGCAGCAAUUAUUUUGUGGUGCACUUCUUCUUGGAAGAAAAUACAGAGUUUGUCAUUUCACAAUCUGACUGUUACUCAGCUGGCAUUUUCACCUAAUGACAAACUUCUAUUAGCAGUGUCCAGAGACAGAAAUUGGUCACUGUGGAGGGAAGAAGUCUCAUCAGAUUCAGGACCAGUUUUCAGUUGCUGUGCACACACAGACAAAAAUACAGCUGUUCACAGUCGAAUCAUUUGGUCCUGUGAUUGGAUGCCAGAUAGCAAAUAUUUUGUUACUGGCAGUCGGGACAAAAAGGUCAUCAUCUGGGGUCAGUGUGAUUUAUCUGUGACUACUGAAGGCAGUGUGUUGGAUUCAAUCAAACCUUGUUCAACAGUACUGGAUGCUGGAGAUUCUGUUACUGCCGUUAGUAUCAGCCGUGUGCUUACUCCUGAUGGAAGGUAUAUUGUUGCAAUAGGCUUAGAAAAUGGGAAGAUUAACUUUUACACAUGGAAGCAGAGUGGACAAGAACCAUCAGCAGCUGACUGGACCGAGUGUGUUGAGAUGGAUAACAGCCAAAGCCAUGCUCUUGCUGUGAAACGUUUGUGUUGGAGACAUCGUGAGGGCAGAGCUGGACAUAAUGAUCAGAAAAACAGCGAGUGGUUGCAGCUUGCAAGUUGUGGAGCUGAUCACUGUGUUAAAAUAUUCAAUGUCAACAGAUUUGCUCUUUAACAGAGACAGCAGGCCUGUCUGUGCGAAAUUAAUUCGCAACACUUUUUCAGCAUUUUUUAAUCUUGUUUUUGAAUCGUUUUCUGCUGUGGAAAGUGAAACAUCUGAAAUAUAACUUAUUAAAACAACUUUGAUAACUGGAAA
Messenger RNA from Tympanuchus pallidicinctus (lesser prairie-chicken), 2935 nucleotides. RefSeq names its product elongator acetyltransferase complex subunit 2 (gene ELP2). The transcript has 20 exons. Gene Ontology annotation, molecular function: protein binding. Gene Ontology annotation, cellular component: elongator holoenzyme complex. NCBI's taxonomy places the organism in Eukaryota, Metazoa, Chordata, Aves, Galliformes, Phasianidae. The coding region runs from base 800 to 2794 and encodes 664 amino acids. The record is from RefSeq and is a predicted model, not a curated record. Gene Ontology annotation, biological process: tRNA wobble uridine modification.